Molecule: messenger RNA, 3624 nt
Organism: Capsicum annuum
Lineage: Eukaryota; Viridiplantae; Streptophyta; Magnoliopsida; Solanales; Solanaceae
Exons: 10
Coding region: 299-2821 (840 amino acids)
Biological process (GO): positive regulation of transcription by RNA polymerase II
Cellular component (GO): MLL1 complex; NSL complex; Ino80 complex
Molecular function (GO): protein binding; G-quadruplex RNA binding
Source: RefSeq, a predicted model, not a curated record
AAGGAAAAAUGGUUAUUCCGUGAAGCAAAGCACCUUAACCCCCCCCCCUGACAAAGCCCCACAGAAAAAAAAAAAAAAAAAAAAAAAAAGGUAUAAAAACAUUUCCGAAAAUCGCCAGAAUUUCACUCUGUCAUCUAAGUACCGAUUCCGCACUAUCAACGUGACUUUAAUAUUCCCUAAAUCCACUUCUGUAAAUCAGUUUUCUCUCUCUCUCGAAUGAGAAUUUGGAAUUGAGAAUGAUAGUAGCUUCUUACUAGUUGUCGAAUCAAGCUGAAUUUUAGGGUUUACAAAGGUGGAGAUGGAGAUGGCUACUGCUACUCCACUGCCUCUUUCAUGGAUUCCUGAAGACGACCUCCUCUUGAGAAACGCCGUCGAGGCUGGUGCAUCUUUAGAAGCACUUGCUAAAGGAGCAGUACGAUUUUCCCGCAGAUUCACGUUGCAAGAACUGCAGGAUCACUGGCAUUCUCUUCUGUAUGAUUCUGAUGUUGCAGCUCCAGCUUCUGUUCGCAUGGUUGAGCUUGAACAUUCAGGGGUCAAUCCAUUGUCAAAGUUUAGCAGAUCUGAAAAUCUUAAAGGAAGCAAAGAUGUUGUUGGAAAGAGGAAAUCGGACAGCAUUCGUAGACACUACUAUACAAUGCGGAAGAAAUUUCGAAGUGAAUUUUUCAACUCCACCGGUAUAGGCUUUCUGGAUGAGCCAAGUCUACAUGAUUGCAAUGGACAUGGAACUGAUUUUAGGCAGCAUGUCAGAAUUGAUGCUCAGGCUCAUGAUGGGAAUUGUAUGCUUGAGAAUUGUAUCUCAGAUGACCUUGGGUUUCAAGAAUCAGAUCUGGAUAUCUUGCGCAAUGCUUUCCCAGAAGCACUUGGAGACAUGCCUGUCACCUCUGCUAUUGCUAAUUCUCAUAUAGCUUAUAAUAGUAGGUGUUCAAUUCCAGUAGACGAUAAUGGUGGAGAUGCAAUUAUAAGAGAAAGUAGGUUUCUAAAGGACCUCUCCACUUCAUUAAGAGAAGAGAGGAGGAAUUCUUUUCAGCCUGAUAUGGAAGAUAGAGAAAUUCCUGAUGUUCUUAAAGACAAUUCCAUUGACUAUGAGAAGUGCUCGGCUGUUAAGAGGCCUCGCUUAUCACAGUUAUCUCCUGAGAGAAAGAUCUUCAGUAAUCUUGAAGGAAAACAGUUGUCCACCUUUCAUUCAAGAAGUGACAAUCAUCAAAAUAUACGUAGUGGUCCUUGCAGAUUUGGAAGUAGACAGCAUUCUCACUCCCCAAAAUCAGGAGCUAUGUUGGGAGCCCGGACUGGCAGCACUGAUUUCAUUGAUUCAUCAGCUAUCUCAGAUGGUGAAUUCACGGAUCUCCCAGACUCCCUCUUAAACCUUUCAAAUGAGGUUGACAUCCUUUUGGAGGUGGGUGGGAAGGAUUCAGCGGACAACUUGUGUAAUGCAAAUCUUGAGCUCUUCCCAGAUUCUCCUUGUGAUAUUCCAGAAGGUGCUACAGAUUAUCAUGUAUCUGAAGUAGUCAAAGAAUCAAACGCAAAUAUUACUGAUCCUGAUGAUUUCAAUCUUUUAGGAUCAGAAGUGGAGAAUUCUUCUCUUCAUGUUCAAGAUGUCAGAUCUGAUUGUGUAGUUAAUGUGCCAUCAACAUCAGCACUAAGUCCUGAUAUAAAACAGCCUAUUGAUGGGCUUUGUACACUUAACACUGAGGACACAGAGAUUCCUUGUAAUGAUGAUAUCUUCUUGCUUAUCCAUCCAUCCACAUCAUUUGCUUCUACUGCCACUCAACCAGUUGGUCAAAGUUCGACAGACUUGUCAUCGGGUUGUAAUAAAAGUGAACAAAGAGUUAACUCCUUCACUCGUGGAAAAGAUUCCGGCAAGUCUUCUGCAUGGACUAAUAAGGUUGGACCAAACAUAUUUGGAGAAACAGGGCCAGGGCAGCCAGCCGUUGGUAGUACUGCCCCAUUAAAGGUGUCUGGUGCUACUGCUUUACUGGUCCUUCCUGGUGCUGCUAACAAGGGUGUGGGAGUCGCAGGUCAAAGCAGAUCAUUGCCUAUAAUCCCAGAAGUAUCUAAAAAUGUUGUGCAAGAGGAGGAUAUUGCUAGAGUUAGAGGGGUAUCAAAACAUGAAAUGGUUGGGGACACCCCAGCUACUCUCAUCAAGGCGCCACAGUUUGGUGAAUCAAGUUCUGUCAGGGUAGCUGUUACAGAGCCAAAAAUUAUUAACCCUUCAACAUCAGAAGUGGAAGAUCCUCAGAGUGAUGAUGAUGUACCUUAUUUUUCUGAUGUUGAAGCUAUGAUACUAGAGAUGGACUUAGAUCCACAUGAUCAAGACUCAUAUGCAACUGGACAGGAAUUCAAGUAUCAGUCUGAAGACUUUAGAAGGACAACCAUAAGGUUGGAACAGUGUGUUCGUUCUGGUAUGCAAAGAGACAUGACACCUCGAGGGGCCUUUGCCAUCCUAUAUGGCCGUCAUCUGAAGCAUUACAUCCGAAAGACAGAGGUCAUACUUGGAAGAUCCACCGAUGAUGUUGAAGUUGACAUUGAUUUACGAAAAGAAGGCCGUGCUAACAAAAUUUCUCGGCGUCAGGCAAGCAUCAAGAUGGAAUCAGAUGGAUCCUUCUAUCUGAAGAAUCUCGGGAGGUGCUCAAUAGCAGUGAAUGGCCAAUCUGUUGAUACUGGGCAGUAUCUGACCCUUAGCUGUAGUUGUUUGAUAGAGAUACGGGAAAUGUGUUUUGUGUUUGAAAUGAACCCCAAGUAUGUUAAGCAGUACAUAUACAGCAUUAACCAGAAUAAAGGAGCACUUGGAAAAUUUGAAUGGUCACCUGAAAGGAAACCAUGAUCCUUUAAAGGUCCAAUUCUUGCUGGAGACAACUACCAAGUUAUUUCUUGUCAUCUGGCUAUGCCUCAGUGGAUAAAGUUACCCGAUACCCAUACUGGUGGUGGGCUCUUAUCAAUUAAUGUUUCCGAUGCACCCUUGCUGUUGAUUCUGCAUCACGACAAGUGUAUUCUGCCAAGCCUCUUUUGAUUGUUGAAGUUCAGAUUGUUCAUCUGUUACUCCCUUCAGCUUCUUUUGACAAAAGUUAGUUAAGAGACUACUCAAUCUUCUAGACAAAGUUGAACACCGUGGAUGCAUCCUCAAUAAAUACUAAUAGAUAAGAUUACUCACCCCAAAUCUACAAAACUGUUCCUUUAUCCUUCACAAGCUUUCCUAUUUCUCUUUUCAUACAAUUUCAUAGUGCUUGUGGAACGUACCACGUCUUCUUUGUCUCCUCUAUCUUGUAAAGGUCCAAUUGGGAUAACCUUAAUUUGUAAAACAAAUGACCUGUUAGAGUUUAUGUGUUUGUCAUGAGCCUGACAUCGCGAAGCAAACUUUCUGGAUGAUGACAUUACCCAAAUUUUGAAGUUGCAAUUAUGAGACGCCCUAGUAUUUUGCACACAGAUUUGGCAAUGGGAGGGACUAGAUUACCAGCUCGUAGUGACUUGUAACAACGAACAUCAUAGUGAUCAGUUUUAUGUUUGAUAAAAUUUGUAUUGAAGAUAAGACAGUAGUACUUACAAUAGCAAAUCAUGAAGCAUUAUUUUCCGAUUUGAUGCAGUCUUUAUUUUAUUGUUCCCCUUUUUUAUAAAAUAAAAACACAUGCA